AGUCUACAAUGCGCCAAUCAGCCAAAAUUCCCGCCAAGCUCUCGCCAUGGUUUACCCCUCCAUCACCACUCGAGCAAGCGGACCCCAUCAUCGUCUCCAUCUCCGAAGCCAUUGCCAACUCCUCCAGCACCCCUCUCUCCCAUUCCCUCAAGCGCCUUCUCCCCUCUCUCACCACCUCCCACUUCCUCUCCCUCCUCUCCUCCAACCCCCUUUCCCUCCCUCCCUCCUCCCUCCUCUCCUUCUUCCAUUUCCUUCUCUCCCGCCCCCUCUUCCGCCACACUCCCCUCUCCUUCCUUUCCAUGGUCCACCACCUCCUCUCCCACCGCCACUCCUCCGACGCCAACUCUAUCCUCCGCCUUCUUGUUUCCCGCUCUGGCCGCCACUCAGCACCCUCUCUGUUCUCCGCGGCUCUUCAGGUAUCACCUUCCCCUUCCUCCCUCCUCUCCCUCCUCAUCACUUCCUACGCUGAACUCGGCUUCGUUGGGGACGCCAUUCAAUGCCUUCGGCUCACUCGCAAGCACAGUCUCCCUUUGCCAUUGCGUUCGUGUUCCAGCUUGCUUGAGCGUCUGGUGGCCUCUGAUUCCCCUGCCGCCACUUGGUCUUUCUAUUCUGAGAUCCUUGGGUACGGUUUUCCGCCUAAAGUUUCGACCUUUAACAUGCUGAUGCAUUCUUUCUGUAAGGAGGGGAAGAUCCGGGAUGCUCAUCUUAUGUUCGAUGAAAUUCCCAAGUGGGGAGCCAGGCCUACUGUUGUUAGUUUCAAUACUCUGAUCAACGGGUAUUGCAAAAUCGGAGAUUUGGAUGCUGGAUUUGGUUUGAAGUUGAGGAUGCUGGAGCUUGGUGUUCUGCCUGAUGUUUUCACUUACAGUGUUUUGAUUAAGGGGCUUUGCAAGGUCGGGAGGACGGAUGAUGCGAACAAGAUGUUCGAGGAAAUGUGUGAGAGAGGACUGGUGCCGAACAGUAUUGUGUUUACAACGUUGAUUGAUGGGUAUUGUAAGGUUGGGAAAGUUGAGGCUGGGAUGGAGGUUUUUGAAGGAAUGAUGAGGAGAGGAGUUCAGCCAGAUUUGAUAACGUUCAAUGCACUUGUGAAUGGGCUUUGCAAGGUCGGGGAUUUGAGAGAGGCGAAGAAGGUUGUUGAGGUGAUGAUGAGGAAUGGUUUGGAGCCAGACAAAGUGACUUAUACAACACUUAUUGACGGAUGUUGUAAGGAGGGGGAUUUGGAGACAGCUUUGGGUAUCAAAAAGAAGAUGAUAGUCGAAGGGAUUGAAUUGGAUGACGUGACAUUCACAGCACUUAUUUCAGGGCUUAGUAGAGAAGCUUGGGUUGCAGAUGCCGAAAGAACACUACAUGAAAUGGUGAAUGCUGGUAUUGUCCCUGAUGAGGUAACAUAUACCAUGGUGAUUGAUGCCUUCUGUAAAAAGGGUGAGGUUAAGGCUGGUUUUGAAUUGCUUAAGGAGAUGCAAAGCAAAGGGCUUAGGCCUGGUGUAGUCACAUAUAAUGUGCUUAUGAAUGGGCUUUGCAAGCUUGGACAGAUGAAGAAUGCUAAUAUGCUUUUGAAUGCCAUGCUUAAUGUGGAAGUGGUGCCGGAUGAUGUGACCUAUAACAUCCUUUUGGAGGGUCACUGCAAGCACGGGGAUGUUGAGGACUGUGAGAAAUUAAGGAGUGAAAAAGGAAUGAUUUCAGAUUUUGCAGCUUAUACAUCAUUAAUAAAUGAGUCGCUCAAGAAGCAACGGCGUAAACAAAGUAAAUAGGCAGGCAUGGGUUUGUACAUACUCGUUCUUAGGUGUUUGGUUUUUGAAAAGGCUGUUUCAUUCCUUGAUUUUAUGGAGUAUUAGAUAUAUAAGAGAAAAAUGUUUAUAUACAAGCCUUAUGAAGCUUAGUACAAUAUCUGUUGGAGAUGCCAUAUUCACAUCACAACUACUCCUAAAGCUAUUUAGAUGUCUAGUGUGCCAUGUGUAGAGGCCAUAUCAUCCUUGCAAUGGUGAAGUUUUAACCAUCACAUGGAGGACAUCAUGCUCAGGUGGCUUGAGGAGGAUCAAUAAAUUUUAUCUAGAAUCAGUUACUUCGCUGAAUUAAAAUAUCUUGUUAAGAUGCCCAUAGAUUCUUCAAAGACAAUUUGAUUUCUCUUGCUUCAUCAUCUGGUUGUUGUUUAUUACAUAGAGAGACUGCUGGGUAGCUUUAUAUGGGCAUUGUCAGAACAGCAGAAUAUGUUCUCCCAUGACUUUAAAUCCAUGGAUGACCAUGUGAAAACUGAAACAAAUGACAGUCAUUGGGCUAUUAUGGAUAAGUUCAAACUAUGGACCUCUGUAACAUUAGAGAAGAAAAGAUGUCGCUCAGAGUGGUGAAGAUUGUUGUUGAAAAGUCCUCAAAACUGAAUUCUUUAUAUUUGUGCCAUAGAAAUUUGGUUCAUCCAUGAGCAUGGAGUUUUAAAGGCACAGUUAGUAAAUCAAAUCACAAAUCCUGAAGCAAAUGCAGUUCAAGUAAAGUCUGUAUGCAGUGAAGGAUUUAUCUGAAAUUUGAGGCCUGUAUGAACAAAAUAAUAAGGUGCCAAAGUAAUACCGGUAAAGUUUGAUUGGUUUGGAGUUGAAUGUAUAUGCAGAUGCUUAUAUUAUCAGAGCAUUUCUACUUUUUCAUACCAGAAUGCAGGAGACUUAUGUAUAGUUAAGAACAGUCACAUGUGCUAAUUCAGGAUUAAAAUGCAAA
Messenger RNA from Dioscorea cayenensis subsp. rotundata (Guinea yam), 2700 nucleotides. RefSeq names its product putative pentatricopeptide repeat-containing protein At1g09680. The record is from RefSeq and is a predicted model, not a curated record. The transcript is spliced from 2 exons. NCBI's taxonomy places the organism in Eukaryota, Viridiplantae, Streptophyta, Magnoliopsida, Dioscoreales, Dioscoreaceae. Gene Ontology annotation, molecular function: protein binding. The coding region runs from base 9 to 1748 and encodes 579 amino acids.